CAGGAUGACAGGUAAACCACAAAAAUUUUGGAACAAAAAAAAUGGGAAAGUCAGAAUGUUGCUUCUGUAUACUGAACAGAUUUAUAUUCUGUGUCGUAAUUUUCCAGUGUCAACAUUCACUGCCUAAAUGGCAUUUUUUCGAUUGGUAUUAUACGCAUCGAAACUCAAUCGCAUCACCCAAAAGCUUAUAGCAGAAAAAGAAGCAGCUACUGCCAUUUCCAGGAAAGAGAAGCCAAAAUAUGGAUGGAGAUUGAGACUCAGCCAUUUAUGGAUAAACUGUAAAAGAAGACUCAACAAUUGCCUCAUUAAUUCAAAUUUCUUAAAAAAUACGGUAGUUGAUAGAUUCUUCUAUAGAUUAAGGAAAUAUGGAAGUUUAGAGAAUUAUAUUUUGAAGAGUAUAUUAGGAUUCGUUGGUGGCUAUGUGUUAACCUAUUUACUGUUCUUUUUUCUUGCUGUACAACUGAAUGUCAGACUUUCUGUAGCAACUUUGAUUUGUUGCUUCCUUGGAUGUAUCUUAACAAUUGGCUUGGCAUUCAGUCAGAAUAUAAGAUGUAUAGUUUUCUUGACAUUACCACAGUUCUUCUCGAAAAGAGGAAGACAAGCACUCAUAGCAUACGCCCUCAUUCUCACUAUGUUAGGACCUGCAAAAAAUACUUUGAACAAUCUGGGCAUCAUGAGUGAGUCCUUGGCUUGUGGCCAGGAACAAUUAAAAUCGGCUGUAAAGCAAAUUCUAGACGUGAUAAAGAAGCCUUUUGUAGCUAUCAAAGAUGCUCUCAAAGCAGUGGUGAAAGCAGUUAAAGAAGUUAUCAAAAAAAUUAAAGAAAUACUUGUGAAAAUAAAAAGAGUUAUAAUGGCUAUCAUUGGUGUCAUAAAAUCAGUUUUCGAGUUCCUGGGAGCUAUAUUAAAUCUUUGCAACAAAGAAUUGGGCACUCCGUAUCAAAGAUGUUCAAGAGUAUUCGAAAGUGCAAUAUCAGAUUGUCAAGCAGCACUGGGGUCAUUUUUCAGCUGGGCAUGUUCAAUAGGAUAUCUGUUGAAUACGGUUUGUUAUCUCGUCAAACCGUUUGAUCUUAUUUGUUUAUUGGUAGAUUUCAUCAGUAAUUCAAUUAUUGGAGUUGUGAUAAGGAAAAUAAAAAUUUUCAUCAGACAUGUAAAAACGAUGUUUUACGUGAAGAUCAAAUUCUCCCAUUCCUACCAUUUCGAAUCAAAAUCGUCCAAAAGUAUGAGGGAUAUAGCAAGAAGCAUUGUAGAAGAAGUCAAAAUGAAAACCAGAGGAAUUGUAUCUGUUUUUGAAUUCUUCAACUGUGCAGCUAGUUUAUUCUUCAUUUUCCUGAUUUCAAGAGUAUUAUAUUAUAGACAUCAGUUUCUAACAAAGGAGAGGUUUGAUAAUAAGUUCUUAACCAAGAAUUUGGUAGAUAUCGAUUUAAGAAGGGCUGCAAUGGAUAAGGAAACAAUUUUUCCGUUAAAUCACAGGGAACGAAAAAAAUUCAUAACUAUUCAAUCAGUCCGAUUGCUUCCAAAAGAAAGAAAGGAACUUUCAGAAGGAUUGGGAUUUUUGAUGUCUACUGCCUUGAAAAUUGGAACGCAUAUGGCAAUUGAUUAUUCUUUAUUCUGGAUAAUGAACCUCAUUAGAAAAUAUGGAAAAUUCCAGUCUAAAGUACAAGCACCAAACAUACCUACAGUUAACAUAGCUGGCGAAGGAUUGCUCGCAGAUCUUCUAAAGGCAGUUGUCAAAUCCUUCCAGCCUCUUGGAAUAAAUUUAGAAAUAGAUACGGUUCCAUGCUUACCAAUUCCAAUUCCUCCUGAUUUGGACAGAUACGUUCAAAUAGCCUCAAUUCUCUUUAUGUGUCUCCUCCUAACCAUAUUCGAGCCCUAUGGUUUACGUUGGAGAAAUUGGAUUCUGUGUUACUACUACCCCAGGAGAGCAAAGGAAAGGGCUGUUUGGUUGUACAACCACAUCUUGAGAUCUAGAUCGUCAUUCUUGAAGUUCGCUAGAAGACAACUAAGACGAAAAUUACUUGGUGGUAAAAAUAUAACUAAAGUUACAUGUCUGGAAUAUUUAAGAUCAAAAACGAAUAACAAAUUUUUACUAUUUUUCCUCGGAUCUGACUCACAACAAGCCUGUUUGCUAUGCGGUGAUGUUUUCAGAGAGUCAGAUAAGGAGAAACCAAUUCGAUGUCAGAGACCUGGAUGUACUGCAAUGUACUGCAGACAGUGUUUCGAAGAUUUGGAGAACAUGUGCACAGUUUGCCAGUCCCCUAUUGAAUAUGGUGAUUUAUCCGAUUUUAGCGAGGAAAGGGAUUCUUCCGAUGAAGAAUACACAAUUCCAUCGAAACCGGAAGUUGAAACCGAAGAGUUUGAUUCUGGAAUGACAACCGAUGAACCUACCACAGAAGGUGAUGAGGGCUCAACAGACGACUAUUCAUACAGUUACCAGGAAUCCAAGAAAGUCCCUUCAACAAUUAGCGUUUACAAGAAAGAAAGCUCCAGGGAUCUAGAGAAGCAAAGCUCUCCGGAUUACGUCAGCAUGCAAUAUUUCGACGAUGAAAUGGAGUUGUACAGCUUCAAACCGUAUGGAUUCGAGGACAAGGAUGAGGAAACUCAAUUUCCAAUAGAGUCGAGUUCGUUAGAAACAUUGGAUAGAAAGCCUAUUUUAGAGGAUACAACAGAAACAUCUUCUAUUGCUUCUAUUAUCAAGGAAGAUAAGAAUACCACCAAGAGAAGCCAAGAAAAUAAAAGUUGUAUGUGCCUAAAUUUAGAUUCCAUGCGAGAUCCUGCAUCGCAGAUCCUUCUAGAUGAAUUGAAACAGAGAUUAUCUUCAAUCAGUAGUGCUCGCUCAAACUCUGCAAGAGAACUGCAGCCCAUUCAGGAGCAGACAGAGGAUGAGGCCUUAAUUCAGUUCUCCACAGAUGAGGAAACUGAAAUGAAAAGUACCAUUUUUGAGGAUUCAAGUUUUACCGCACGUAGUCAUGUGCAGAGACCUGUGAAACAGAUUCCAUCUUCGAUUGAGUCUCCAAAAGAAACAAUAACCAGUCCCGAUGAUAAUAUUGGUAACGAGAAAUUUUUGAGUGAUUCUGAACUUUCAGAAAAUGACGUGAAGAAAUUGAUUGGAAAACCUGCGUCCUCUGUCACUUCCACUCAGGAAACCUCUAGCGAUGAGGAUAUAAAGAAUGAGGCCAAACGUCCUCCUGAAAUGUCUUCAAAGCCAGAGCCUCCCUCCCAGAAACCUUCGUCAACAGAAAUAUCUUCGAAUGACGAGGAAUCUCAAGUGAAAACAAAAGUAAUACCAAGUAUAGUCAAGGUGGAACAAUUAUCUUCUACAAAACCUAGUAAAAUUAGCAACCCUUCCCUUAUAACGCAGGAAAGGCACAUAGAAUUCAUUGGUCUACAGAAAAAGAAAACCCGCACUUCCACCGAUUCAUCUUCUGAAAAUGAAAAACCGAAGACAAAAAGAACUGGAAAAUAUCGUAGCACCAUUUCAACGAAGACUUCGAAGCAAGAUGUCUCCGGUCACACGAAAGACAGAAAAUCCAUCCUGAAAGUCAAUUCAGCCAGUAGCGUCCUCUCGGAAAUCAAAGAACUGCAAGAGAAAGUAACAGUGCCGAAACUCAAUCUAAAAUCACUAGAAGAUAGUGAUAGUGAAACCAUUACACCAUCUAAACAGUCACAUCGUCAUCAAAUUGAUAGCUUUGAUUUGAUUUCAAAAACAUUAAGACCAAAUACUUUGAGCCACUUCAGAAAUUCUCGCAAAACGAAUAAAACAGAAAAGCGAUUGAAAGGUGGCUCGAACAUUCCUUUUUCAGGAGAAGAGAAAUUUCUGCAGUAUCCAGAAGAUAUAGGAACUUCUUGUCGGCAAUCGCCAGGAAGCCAGGAUAUUUCUUCGCCAAUCUAUCCAUUCAGAAGUACUUUAGGUAGUUCCCCCUCUACGUUAUCCCAAAAUUUGGACUCGCUUGAUUCAUCUCGUCCUCGAAGGAAUCAACCAAAAUCUGAUUCGCAUUUUUUUGAGUCAUCUGAUUCAUCGUUUUCACCUUUCUAUGCAGGAACAAAAAUCAAGAAUUCCUUUAGCUACUUUAACGAUUUCAACGUAUAUGUUUCGAGCCAUUCAGACUCAAUGACUACAGAUAUAAAUACUACGCAACCACCUAUUGAGAAGUCUCAUUCCAGCAUAAAAUCUAGAGAAAGUUUAACCACAAAGAAGAGCGUGAGGAUAUCUGAAACUGUAGAAGGCACAGAAGAAACUUCAGAUGAGGGAGGAGAGUUCGAAGAAACUGAUGCUAGCAGUGAUUUGAGCAUAAGUGUUCAAGAAAAUAUCCUAGGGAUUCCAAGAAGCAAACUGAAAAAGAGAGAAAAAAUAAAUUGGAAAGAAGAAAGAGAACUGAGUUCAGAGGUUGUAGGAGUCAGUGAAUCCCCUGAGGAAAACGCUGAAAAAGAAGAACUAGGAAAAGCCUCGAAGAGCAUUCAUUCAAACAUAGAAUCGACUAAAAGCAGUGAUAAAACAAAGUUGGAAGAGAACAUUUCAGGUCAUGAACUGAAUGACGCAAUGGAACAGUUUAAAUAUACUACUUCAAAUGACAAUGCAAGUUCUUCAGAUCACUCAGGAAAACUCGAUAAGGCCGGGAAAUUCAUCAUGUCCGGAAGUGACUCGAGGUUAUUGGAAAACAGAACGGUAAGGAAAUGCCGUUGUUGUAAAUGCAAGGAUAAACUGCCAAUAACUCAUCACAGUCCCAGUGGGGAUCCUGAUAGGAAGAUUCUUCUCAAAACUGGGGUUGACUGUUGCAUCCAAACCUCUGCAAUAGAUCGUUCAGAUCGCAGUUCACAGAUCAAUUUCGAUACUGAGAGUACGAGAGAUAGUUUUCCAGUCUCGUCGUCCAAUAAAAGAUGUUUAGUUAGAUGCAAACUGAAAGAAGAUUAUACGGUAGACUUACGAAAGCCAGAAAAACAUUGUGAUUGCAGCGUUUGUCGGCUAAGAAAAUCCGAAGAAAACGAAUCUCCCCAAAUAGAUGAUUACUGUGACAACCAAUGUUUUCAAGGUGGGGUAGCAAACACUCACUCUCAAAGGAAAUGUAGUAUACCAAGAAAAAAAACGGUUGGAACUACUUUCAAACCUCAGACUUGCGACCAAGUGUGUUCUACUAAGAAACCUUAUGGGAAAAGUGAAACGGUUUACUCUUGUGAAGGGUUUGAAGAGAAUCCCUCUCGAGAAGCAAGCAACGAAUCCAUCUGUUCGGACGUAGAGAGUUACAGGGAGAGAUUGGGUCUUCCUUAUCAAAAUAACGACGAGUAUAAGAGAUUAGUCAGAGAGCUGGAGGAGAAACUGGUAGCCAGAAACAGGGAGAGAGUGAGAAAAACAAUGAGGGAGUUCGAGAAAUGCAGUACUAGGAAUCAGAAUCUAAGGAGACCGGUUCUCUACGACGACAGUUCUUGCGGCGAAGAACCAAUACUGACCAAAAUCGUUCAUUUGAAAGCAGGAGAUGCGGAGAAUAAGGGUGCUUAUAGAAGAGUUUGCCCUCCGUCGUCUCCUAAACGACAAAGUGUCGCCAAAGAGAUGAAUACAGUGGAAACUAUGCAAAGAGAGGUCAAACCAAGGAUGCAAAGAAUGGCUCCAAGACCUUCAAGGUAUUGUUACGAAAAAGAUCCGAUCCACUGGCAGAUGGACACCGCAACAGGAGAAUGGUACAGGGUUUCUGACGUGAAUAUAUGUGAUCCUUAUGACAUUUAUGAGCCUGAGUCAAGGUAUUCUCAAUCAAUUCCAGUUCCUAGGAGGGCAAUGAUGGAAAGAUACGAGGAAGAGCCUCGAUGUGAAGAUUGUGAUGAUUUGAACCGGCGGUAUGGUCAUAGAUAUAAUAUAUUAUUCUGUCCCAGACAUAGAAUGGAUAGAUAUCCUCCGAGACAUCGUAGAAGAUGAUCCGUUUGAAUAGAAUGAGCUGUUUCUAAUAUUUUGGUGUAUUUCGCAUGUCUUUUAGUGAGUAAACCAUAUGCGUAUA
This is a messenger RNA of Harmonia axyridis, 5981 nucleotides long. RefSeq lists its product as uncharacterized. NCBI's taxonomy places the organism in Eukaryota, Metazoa, Arthropoda, Insecta, Coleoptera, Coccinellidae. Bases 128 to 5902 code for a protein of 1924 amino acids. Gene Ontology annotation, cellular component: membrane. The transcript is spliced from 20 exons. The record is from RefSeq and is a predicted model, not a curated record.